Molecule: messenger RNA, 1851 nt
Organism: Lampris incognitus (smalleye Pacific opah)
Lineage: Eukaryota; Metazoa; Chordata; Actinopteri; Lampriformes; Lampridae
Product: polypeptide N-acetylgalactosaminyltransferase 18-like
Exons: 12
Coding region: 1-1851 (616 amino acids)
Cellular component (GO): Golgi apparatus
Source: RefSeq, a predicted model, not a curated record
AUGCUGUGCACAAGGAGAACUAAAACUUUGGUGUCAACAUGCGUGAUACUGAGCGGCAUGACCAACAUCGUCUGCCUCAUCUACGUCGGCUGGAUUACCAACUACAUGGCCAACGUGAGCUCCAAAGUUUCGGAGAGCGGCGAAACGGAGGCAAAGUUUGCGGACGACGCCAAAGGAGAGACGCUGAAGAUCAUGGAGAGGCUGGAGCGGCUGGAGAGCGUCGUCAGCCAGCACAUCAGAGAAACCCCUCAGAAGGAAACUGAGAUACUGGCCCCUUCAUCGGAUUCUGUGUCUGAUCCGGCCUCAUCUCUGUUUGACCACUGGGGUCAUGACCUUGGGCUCGAGAGCCGCAGGGUUGCUCUCAGGAAGUUCCGUUACUAUGGUUACAACAGCUAUCUCAGCGACCGCAUCUCACUCACCCGCCCUAUCCCCGACUUCCGACCUGAUGAAUGCAGAAACUUGUCCUAUCGAUCAGACCUUCCUCAGCUCAGCAUCAUAUUUAUCUUUGUCAACGAGGCCCUGUCAGUGCUGCUGCGCUCUGUACACACCGCCAUCCAGAGGACACCCCCUCAUCUGCUCAAAGAAAUCGUACUGGUGGACGACCAUAGUAAUAGCUUGGAAUUGGAGGAGCACCUGCACAGUUUUGUGAAAGAGACCAACACCCAGCAUGGUCCAGGAUUCAUGAAGCUGGUCCGCCAUGACAGGCGGGAGGGACUGAUCAGGGCCCGGGUCAGUGGAUGGAGGACCGCCUCUGCUCCGGUCGUGGCUCUCUUUGACGCCCAUGUAGAAUUCAACACUGGAUGGGCAGAGCCUAUUCUGCAGCGGAUUAAGGAGGACAGAACACGUGUAGUGUCUCCAUCUUUUGACAACAUCAAGUACGACACUUUUGAGAUUAAAGAAUAUCCUCUGUCGGCUCAGGGUUUUGACUGGGAGCUGUGGUGCCGGUAUCUCAAUCCACCUAAGUCAUGGUGGACGCAGCACAACCAUUCCACCCCGAUCAGGAGCCCAGCUCUGAUUGGCUGCUUUGUGGUAGACCGCAAGUACUUCGAAGAGAUUGGCCUUCUGGACGAAGGCAUGGAAGUCUAUGGAGGCGAGAACGUGGAGCUGGGUGUCAGGGUAUGGCAGUGUGGGGGCAGUGUGGAGGUCCUACCUUGCUCUAGGAUAGCCCACAUUGAGCGUGCCCACAAGCCUUACACAGAGAACCUAACAGCCCAUGUACGCCGAAAUGCCCUCAGAGCGGCAGAGGUUUGGAUGGACCAAUACAAGAGCCAUGUCUACAUGGCCUGGAAUGUUCCACAACAGAAUUCAGGAAUAGACAUAGGGGACAUCUCGGAGAGAAAAGCCCUGCGUUCUAGACUUCGGUGUCGGCCAUUCAGUUGGUUCUUAAACAACAUUUACCCUGAGCUCAGAUCCUACAGCAAUACUAUCGCUUAUGGAGUGUUAAAGAAUAAUAUGAGACAUGACUUAUGCUUGGAUCAGGGACCAGACACUGACAACGUUCCCAUCAUGUACCUCUGUCAUGGUAUGACACCUCAGCAGAAUGUGUACUACACGAGCUCCCAGCAGCUUCAUCUGGGAGUGCUGAGUCCCACGAUUGACGACGACGACAACAAGUGUUUGGUGGAUGUUAACAGCAGACCCAGGCUGCUGGAGUGCAGCUACGCAGCCACCAAGCACAUGAAGCUCACCUGGACAUUCACUCAGGGCAGCUCCAUUCAGAACACAGAGACUGGCCGCUGUCUGGAGCUGGUGGAAAGCAGCCAAUCAGAGUUCAGCGUUCAGCUGGCUAUUCAGAACUGCUCUGGUCAGAAAUGGACCAUAACCAACAUACUCACUGUCUUGCCGCAAUGA